Molecule: messenger RNA, 1164 nt
Organism: Chaetomium fimeti
Lineage: Eukaryota; Fungi; Ascomycota; Sordariomycetes; Sordariales; Chaetomiaceae
Product: Pyruvate/Phosphoenolpyruvate kinase-like domain-containing protein
Exons: 2
Coding region: 287-1078 (263 amino acids)
Cellular component (GO): cytoplasm
Molecular function (GO): aldehyde-lyase activity
Source: RefSeq, a predicted model, not a curated record
GGUACCACACACACACACCGAAACACGCCGAGUUGUUGCGCGCGUUCAAGGUUUCUGGAGAAGCUCGGUUGCAGCGAAUGUAACCUCACUACCAGGGACCGACCUUCUGGGUAGAGCUGGGUUGCCUCACAAGUUACUACUGGGACCGUGUUUUGCUCAGCUCUACCUACCUAGACAAAUGUUAUUCACAAUAAUAUCAAUAAUAUCCCUGUCACCGAGGGAAAAGGGAGGGUAGAAUGAGCCUUGUCCUGGAAAACCUGGAAGUUGCGGCAAACAAUCCCAAGUCAUGUACGUCAACAACCUCCUCGAAGCCGUGCGGGCCAACCGGCUUUGCAAGUCGUUCGCCAUCAAGAUCUCAACCAACGGCCAGGUAGUGCAGAUUGCACGCAACGCCGGCUUCGACUGCCUGUUCAUCGACCUUGAGCACGGUUGGCUCAGCCUGGCCGAGGCGGCUAACCUGUGCCAUGUCGGCCUCCUCGCCGGCAUCACCCCGUUCGUCCGCGUGCCGCACCAGUGUGGGAUCGGCUUUAUGCAGCGCGUUCUCGACGGCGGCGCCAUGGGUGUCAUUUUCCCCCACGUAGAGUCGGCAGAAGACGCAAAAGAGGCAGUCGAUAACUGCAAAUACCCGCCUCUCGGGCGCCGGUCCAUCACCGGGCAGACACCCCUCUGCGGCAUGCAGCCUCUCCCCCCGGCCGAGCUGAUUGAGCAGACAAACCGCAGCGGUUCGACCGUGCUUGUCAUGGUUGAGAGUGCCAAGGCCGUCGACAGUGCCGACGAGAUUGCGGCCGUCGAGGGGGUUGAUGCCAUCAUCAUGGGCUCCCAGGAUCUGUGCGUCGAUCUGGGCGUGCCCGGUCAGGUCGACAGCCCCAAGGUGCGCUCGGCUUUGGAGACUGUCAGCCGGGCCUGCCGUGACCAUGGCAAGACCUUUGGGGUUGCCGGUAUUUACAACAACCCGACCUUGCAGGACUGGGCCAUCAACACCCUGGGAGCCCGGUUCUUGCUUGUGCAGUUGGAUGUUUCCCUCCUGACACUGGGUGGCGCUCAGGCAGUAGCUGCGGUUCCGGGCGUGAAACAGUAAAAUAGCCAUCGGCGGAGGAGAGGCUCAAGAAAAAAAGGGCAGGAUAAGAUAUCUUAUGUGCAUAUGACAAUAGAUCCAUGCUCUAC